AUGGGCCCCUUGCCCGAAUGCUUGGGUCAAGUUAGUUAUCUUCGAACCCUCUUCUUAGCAUCGAACAAGCUGAAUUCAACUAUACCUUCUGCUUUCUGGAAUCUUCGUGACCUGCUGUUUCUAAAUCUUUCUUCCAACUAUCUGAGUGGCGGACUUUCAUCUCAGCUCGCGAGUUUCACGGCGAUCAGUUUCAUAGAUUUUUCGCAUAACCAGCUUUCUGGAGAUAUUCCGACCUCGAUCGACGGCUGCAGCUCAUUAGAAUCCUUGUUUCUGUCGAACAACGAGUUUGACUGA
Molecule: messenger RNA, 294 nt
Organism: Striga hermonthica
Lineage: Eukaryota; Viridiplantae; Streptophyta; Magnoliopsida; Lamiales; Orobanchaceae
Source: the annotation of a GenBank genome assembly